Messenger RNA from Penicillium longicatenatum, 1350 nucleotides. RefSeq names its product cytochrome P450. The record is from RefSeq and is a predicted model, not a curated record. The transcript has 2 exons. Gene Ontology annotation, molecular function: steroid hydroxylase activity; iron ion binding; heme binding. Lineage: Eukaryota; Fungi; Ascomycota; Eurotiomycetes; Eurotiales; Aspergillaceae. The coding region runs from base 1 to 1350 and encodes 449 amino acids.
AUGAAGGCUGCCGCCCAAAAGGUGUAUAAAGCAGACAACUCUGGGCCUUAUCGCAAGCCACAUCCCAGAAGCAAUGUCGCACCACAUAAUCGGGUAGAUUACCUGACGCAUAACUCUCUGAUACGAGGAUUCAUGGGCGCUGGGUUGCUACCCGCAUUCAACCGCUAUCAAAGAAUCUUCACAACACAGUUGGUAUCAACUCUGAACGAGCACCAACAGGUCAAUGGCUGGAUUUCAAUGCCAGAUAUACAUCAAUUUUUUCGGGACAACCUGGGACGUUCUGUUGUGGAGUCGUUCUUUGGCCCGUUGUUGUUGAAGACCAAUCCCACAUUCAUGCAAGAGCUCUGGGAGUUUGACGAUGCCACGCCAUCGCUGUCAAAGCGAUUACCGCGAUGGCUGAUUCCGCGUGCCUACCGCGUUCGUGACUCUUUACUGGGCCAAAUUUUGGCUUGGUAUGAGAAUGCUCGGGCCCAAUUCAAGGAUUCGCUUAUUGAUACCGACGGGAACGGAGAUCCUUGCUGGGGAUCAGAAAUGAUGCGCGAGAGGCAGGAAUUUUUGCUCGCGGUUGAUGGGCAGGAUGAUGAAUCACUGGCAUCUUCUGACCUUGGUCUGAUCUGGGUGUCUGUGACAAACCUUGUUCCAUCGGUAAUGAUGAUGGCUCUCCAUGUCUUUGCCGACCCGGUGCUUCUUCGGCGCCUCCGGAAGAGCUUACGCGACGUCAUGACGAUUAAGAAAGACGCUGUAGAUGGAGAAGCUGCUCAAGUGAGGAUCGAUAUGGACAGGGCCAUCAAAAAUCCACUAUUACAAGCGGUGUAUGCGGAGACACUUCGCUUACAUGUCCAGGCGUUUGUGACCCGCAGCUCCGCGCACGAGUCGGUCAGUAUCAACCAGUGGUGGCUAGAACAAGAAAAGGUGGUGAUGGUCAAUUCCUAUCCGAAUCAUAUGGACAAGAAAAGCUGGAACGAGGGGCUCAAUGGAGUCCACCCAGUGGAGACUUUCUGGCCGGACCGUUUCUUGCGAGAUCCCGCAGACCCACAAUCCGGACCGAUGCGAGUGAAAACCGCGUCUGAGAAAAUGACAGAGACGGCAAACGAGCCCUUUUUCUCUCUGUCCGGCCUGGAGGGAAUGUGGAUUCCGUACGGUGGUGGGACUUCGGCAUGUCCCGGACGCGUCUUCGCUAAGCGGGUUAUGCUUUACACCUGCGCGUAUCUGGUUAGUCACUUCGAUAUAGACAUCCAGGCCGAUUGGGAAAUGGACUCCUCGUCAUUCGGACUGGGAACCCAAAAGCCAAAGGGUAAGGUUCCUUUUGCUAUUCGAAGAAGAAGUCUUCCCCUGGAAGAGAUGCAGUAA